Molecule: messenger RNA, 1857 nt
Organism: Meleagris gallopavo (turkey)
Lineage: Eukaryota; Metazoa; Chordata; Aves; Galliformes; Phasianidae
Gene: CPLX3
Product: complexin 3
Biological process (GO): neurotransmitter transport; regulation of neurotransmitter secretion; synaptic vesicle exocytosis
Cellular component (GO): SNARE complex; terminal bouton
Molecular function (GO): syntaxin binding
Source: RefSeq, a predicted model, not a curated record
GGCGGAGCGCCGGGCAUCCCGGAGCGGAGACCGGCCGGCGCUGAGCCCAGGCUGCCCGGGUACCCGCUUCUCCGAGCAUCCCAUCUCCCCGCUGCCUCCAAUACCCGCGUCUCCUCGGUUCCCCGAGCAUCCCAUCUCCCCUCUGCCCCCCGGUUCCCUGAGGAUCCCACCCCUCCUGUCCCCUCGAUACCUGCAUCUCCCCAGUUCCCAGAGCAUCCCAUUUCCCCGCUAACCCUGCUAUCGUAGCUCCUCGUUCCCUGGGAAUCCCACCUCCCCGUUACUCACAUCUCCCAGUUCCCUGAGCAUCCCGUCUCUCUGCUACCCUCAACACUCGCAUCUCUCAGUUCCCUGAGCAUCCUAUCUCCCCACUACCUCUGGUAUCUGCAUCUCCUGGUUCCCAGAGCAUCCCACCUCCCCGUUACUCACAGCUCCCAGUUCCUGAGCAUCCCAUCUCUCCACUACUCUCAAUACCCGCAUCACUCCAGUGCUCUGAGCAUCUUCUCUCCCCCUAUCUCCAGUUCCUCGGGCAUCCUACCCCCCCAAACACCCCAACACCUUCAUUUCCUCCAUUCUCCCAUCUCCCCACGGUACCCACCCAGCACCCCACACCCCGCAGCCAUGGCGUUCAUGGUGAAGAGCAUGGUUGGGGGGCAGCUGAAGAACCUGACGGGUGGCCUGGGAGGCGAGGAGAAGAGCGAGGGUGAGAAGUCCCCAGCAGAGGCUCAAGGCAUGACCCGUGAGGAGUACGAGGAGUAUCAGCGGCAGCUGGUGGAGGAGAAGAUGGAGCGAGACGCCCAGUUUGCCCAGCGCAAGGCAGAGAGGGCCACGGUCAGGUCCCACUUCCGAGACAAAUAUCGGCUCCCCAAGAACGAAACCGACGACAACCAGAUCCAGCUGGUGGGAGGCGACGUGGAGCUGCCCAAGGAGCUGGCCAAGAUGAUCGAGCAGGACAACGAGGAGGAGGAAGAGAAGAACUCCGUCAUCGGUCAACUCAGCAACAUCCAGAACCUGGACCUUGACUCCUUGAAGGACAAAGCCUCUGCCACGCUAGAGGACCUGAAGCAAUCAGCCGAGAAAUGCGCCGUGAUGUGACCCAACCGACGCGACACCCUCAGCCUCGCAGUGGUGGGGACCCACCGAUGUCCGUGUGAGCCGGGUCCUCCUUCUGAGCCGUGUUAAGCCCUGACCCAGAUGUCCCCGCUCCGUCCGUGCCGGUAUCCCCGUGCGUGGUUUUGUUGUUGGGUCGCGGUCUGGUCUGAGGUUAGAGCAAAGGGAUGGCUUGGCGUCCCUAUCUCCCGGGGUGGGAUCGGCUCCGUGUGGGAGAAGGGGCAGAAGGUGACCCCAUAAGGGAAAACGCUUCCUUCUCUGUCGUGAUGUGGUCGUGUGCUGUGCUCAGUCGAGUGUUACACCUCCUAUGCUGUCCCCGUGCCACGGCACCGUUAUCGCCGCUGGAAUAAAUACCAGGAGAUGUCUAUGCAUUCCUUCCUCCCACAGCGCUCCCUCCAACAUUACAGGUGACGGCGUUUCAGCGCCGGGUGGUGGAAGCAUCACGUUUAGAGCACCUUUGCUGACACCCAUGCGGGCUUUGUGCUCAGCGUGCCCAGGCAGCAAUAGGGAAAAAAUAAAAAAUAAUAAUAAUAAAAAAAAUACAGCAUUCCUCCCCAGCUGCAGAGAAUUGGACUAGGUGACCUUUAAGGUUCCUUUCCAACUUCAGUGAUUCCAUGGAUUGGGUGGGAAGCCAUUCUUUGGGAAAACACGAGGAGCCACUGUGCCAUUGGUGUGAUGGCUGGUGCACUUCCCCCGCACACAGAGCCCCAAAUGAGUAAUGGUUCAAGUGGAGAAACAAAUGAGUCGCUA